AUGGCGACGAUGAUGAGAGACGAUGAUGAUCAACGCGAGGGUUUGAUGAGAGAAAGGAGAACGUUUGAUCUUUUAGCGAGGUUGCUUGUCGCUUUCCGUGACGAAGAAACAAGAGCGACGAGACGUGAAGAAGAAGAAGAACAGAGAAAAAGAUUCUUGAUCGAUUGCGUAACUGGGGAAGCCGCGAGAUCUUUACUGGGAAAACGAAAGACUAUGGAGCGCCGCGAGAGUCAAGAAAACCCUAACCGUCUUGAUCACGCUUCCUCUUCUUCUACUUCUUCUUCGUCAAGUUUGUCCUCCGUAGAGUCCGAGAAGCGUCUUGCGGUGGUCCCGAUCAGAGCAGUGCCGAUUAGAGAAUUAAAACCGCCGGUUAAAAGAAAGCCGCCGGUUAGACAGCCGGUCAUCAGAAGAGAGAGGGGGGAGACGCCGGAGUGGCUGGUUAACCUAAUGAGAGAAGAGGACGGUGUGGACGCGAAGCUCGUCAUCGAAAAGGAUCUGAUGAAGAGUGAUCUCGCGACAAACCUAACGCGUCUCUUGAUUCCAUGGAACCAGAUGGCGGAGAUGGACUUCUUGAGCGAGGAAGAGCAGAGAAACAUAGAUGACCAUUUCAACAAGAAGCGUCUGACGGGAGUGGAUGUGAUCUUGGUCGAUUCUAAUCGCCGAAAGUGGAAUCUUAACCUCAGGAGAUGGGAUAUGAAGAACAGUUGCAACUACGUCUUGGUUACCGGUUGGACCAAGGUCUUUCGCCAUAACCGGUUACAGGUAAACCAGAGGAUUCACCUCUGGUCCUUCCACUCCAAAGGCAGGCUCUACUUAGCUCUCGUUCCUCCUCCGCAGCCUCAAGCUCUGGCUCUAGCUGCAGAUCAAGAUCGGGUUGUGGCUCAACCUCUGGCUCAAGCUACAGAUGCAGCUUCUUCUUCACCCGUGGCUUCAGUUGUUACUAGAGAUUUUGACGUGAUAUUUGGACGUGAAGCUAGUCUUGAGGCUGAAGAAGAGAGUAACAGGAGGUUUGUUAACUUUCCAAAGAGAAGGAGGACUGGUCGUGUUCCGGUUCCUAAGCCGACUAGAGAUUCCGGAGAAAUCAACUGGAUGGCGGUGGAGAUUGCUCCUAUGGAGGCUGUACAAGAGACAAUUAGCUGGACUUGCCGAGUUCCGGUUCCUGAGACGACUAGAGAGUCCGGAGAAUUCAACUGGAUGGCGGUGGAGACGGCUCCUAUGGAGGCUGUACAAGAGACAAUUAGCUGGACUUCACCACACUCUGACGAGGAUCUGGAUCUGGAGCUCCGGUUAUUCAGCGUAAGCUUCUCUAUCGUCGCUCACUUUGUGGGAUCAAGAUUUCGUGCAACCAUGGCUGGGGUUAUGCAGAAGUUCCUUGUUGCAUCGAUGUUCAUGUGGAUUCUUCCUAUUGCUAUAUUAUAUGGAUUCAACAAUGAUCUGCUUCCUGGUUCAACAACGAUGUCUCCUCACUCUCUAACGCUACUGAGUGGAUUUCUUGCGGUGGUAUCAGUCAAUGUAGUGAUUGUGUUCUACAUCUGCUUGGCCCUCAAAGAACCUGCGGCUAAACACAAGCCAGACGCUUCGUUUGUCGCACAGGCCGAAGACAGUGUGAAGAAAUUGACAUUGGGAGUCCCAAGUACUGAUCCGGCGCUCAAGAAACAAGAGUAG
Molecule: messenger RNA, 1665 nt
Organism: Microthlaspi erraticum
Lineage: Eukaryota; Viridiplantae; Streptophyta; Magnoliopsida; Brassicales; Brassicaceae
Source: the annotation of a GenBank genome assembly